AUGACCACUAUCCCGUCCUCAAGUCAAUGGGGAUCCCCAACUGCAAGCAGGAGAGCACUCCUCAUACAUGGUUUUAAUUCGUCUUCGCACACGUUCCACCGCGUUGCGUCGGCGCUCGCAGCCAAAGGAUACUUGGUCAUUGCUCCUAACCUUCUUGGACAUGCUCUGAGGAAUCCUGGAGUUGACUUUCAAAUGCAGACAUUGGCAGACGAUCUCUUGCCCUAUCUUCAGGCUGCUGAGUAUGACAUCGUCCUGGGCCACUCAUUGGGCGGGCUUGUGGUAUUAUCGCUUCUCAAGUACCUGCCGAAAGCCAAACCCACUUCAGUCGUUAUCAUCGACUCCUCUCUGGAGUUAACCGCAGAGCAGAUGGCGAAUAUGAGAGUUAUGUUUUCCAGCGAUGUCAAAGCCAACCCCACCGCGGAAGAUUAUAUGGCAUUGAGUCCUCUAUGGACGAGAGAGGAUGCCAUGUGGAGAGUGUUGGGAACCUCCAUCAGCAGGGUGACCAACUCCGAUGGCUACAUCGAUGACAAUGCGCCCUGGUCAUUUUCACAUUUGGUCGCCGACAGGCCUGCAGCUGUCGCAUUGACGAUCUUGAUCGCAGACCCGCGACUCAAUGGUUCUUCCAAGCUGGAGAGUGUCGCAAAAUUCAACGAUGUCAGAAUAGUGAUCGUUCCAAAUGCCUCCCACUGGAUACAGUAUGAAUUCCCAGACGUGAUUGUUGAAGAGGCACUAAGGAACACCGAAGAGCAAGACGAUGGGCAGUAA
Molecule: messenger RNA, 765 nt
Organism: Suillus paluster
Lineage: Eukaryota; Fungi; Basidiomycota; Agaricomycetes; Boletales; Suillaceae
Product: Alpha/Beta hydrolase protein
Exons: 3
Coding region: 1-765 (254 amino acids)
Source: RefSeq, a predicted model, not a curated record